AUGGUCCAAGCCAAAGUCCCCAAAGCCGCACCAGGCAAUUACAAUUCCAUAGCAGCGCAAUACGCGCGCGCGAAAGCUAUAAAAGACGCGGAGGAGGUGGCGAAGCUAGCAAAGAAAGCGCCAAAGGAGAAGACGCCUGCAGAUGAUCUGGAUGAGUGGAAGAAGGGACGGUUUGUGAGGGAGUGGUGGUGGGUUGCGGGGGCUUUUAUGUGGUUCCUAUUCAUACAUGGCAGUGGUCUCUACUUCUUCACGCGGGGCUUCCUCCUCACCCGCCUCGUGCUCGAGGAAAAGUCCUCUUGUUCCGAACCCCCAAUCGCACUCUCCUCCUCCUUCAAAGGUGCAGGCACUAUCGAAGGCGGCUGCUGGCAUCCUAAGACCUUUGAUAAAGCAGUGGUGGUGAUCAUCGAUGCGCUGCGCUAUGAUUUCACUAUCCCCUCCAACGAUACGGAAGCUUUCCAUAACGCUUUACCAUUCCUAUACGAGACGGCUAUCUCGCAGCCUCAAAAUGCCUUCUUGCUUCCAUUUAUCGCGGAUCCGCCUACUACAACUUUGCAGAGACUGAAGGGCUUGACUACUGGCACUUUGCCUACAUUCAUUGAUGCUGGAUCCAACUUCGCAGGUACAGCGAUUGAGGAGGACAAUCUGCUUAUGCAGAUGAAAGAUGUAGGCAAGAGGAUUGUACAUCUGGGAGACGAUACGUGGACAGCUCUCUUCCCGGGGUAUUUCGAAGCGAAUAUAAGCCGCGCAUAUGACAGUCUCAAUGUAUAUGAUCUACACACCCUUGAUAACGGCGUGGUGGAACAUAUUAUGCCCCUACUAUCUCCAGAGAGAAAAGGCGAGUGGGAUGUAAUGUUUGCGCAUUUCCUAGGGGUGGAUCAUGCAGGGCAUCGUUAUGGGCCUAAUCACCCUGCUAUGACGACCAAGCUGCAGCAGAUGGAUGGCGUCUUGAGAGAUUUGGUGGCUACACUAGAUGAUAACACCCUGCUCGCUGUGAUGGGUGAUCAUGGGAUGGAUGGGAAGGGAGAUCAUGGUGGAGAGAGCGAUGAUGAGAUUCAGGCCGCGUUGUGGAUGUACUCGAAAAGAGGCAUCUUUGGACGUACAGACCCUGCAUAUAUCACUCCUCCUGCUACAGCGAAGAUCAGGCCUGUGAACCAGAUCGAUCUGGUUCCUACCCUGGCUUUACUGCUUGGACUACCCAUUCCGUUCAAUAAUUUGGGGAAGCCAAUCGAGGAGGCUUUUGCGGGGAAGAAGGGAAAUGUGUGGGGAAACCUUGCGGCUAUUGCAAGGAUGACUGCUGCAGGUAUCAAGAGAUAUCAGGCUGCUUACUAUGUUGCUCGUGGUCUAGAUGAGAGCACCAUUGAAGGUUCGCCUCACGCACUCUGGGCUACAGCUGAGAAAGCCGUUGCUGGAAAUGGGAAAGACAAGAUGUGGAAAGAAGGAUAUGCUGCAUUCUCUGCCUUUCAAGAAGAGACAUUGAGAAUAUGCCGAGAAUUGUGGGCUCGUUUUGACGUCCCGAAAAUGAUGUUGGGAGUUGGUAUUUUAGCAGCGAGUGUCGUUGCUUUGGUCCUUUUCGCAAAUUGGAAUGCAGAAGAUGAAGCAGCUGUUGAUGAUCCAGAGUUGGAUAUAGCGGAGAGCAAACUGGAACUCGAGAGUUUCUCCAAGGGCACUCUCACAUCGGAGGAUGAAACCUCAGCGAAGUCUUUCAUCCGAGGAGCGUUGAUCGGUAUGAUGCUUGGGGCUGCUUCCUCGCCUACUAUUUGGAUCGCCAGUGGAGGAGCAGACACAUUCGUCGAUUUCGGUCUCGCAGUUGGAUCAAUCUCUGGAAUCGUAGGUGUUUUCUACCAGGAGCUGAGACGGAGGAUGGAGUUCAGCAACCCCUUUCCCAGAACAUUAUGGGGCUGGCUCGCUGUUAUUUUCACAAUCACCCAAUCUAUUGGAUUUGCCUCGAAUUCAUAUACCAUCUGGGAAGACUCUAUCUUACUAUUCUUCAUUUCGACAUUUGGAGUAGCUACAGCGACAUCUUCAUUACGACUGGAAAAGAAUUCCGAGAGAGCAUUGGGAGUCUACCACUCGUUGUGUUUCAUUGCUCUGGGAUGGAUAGCCUCGUUCUCUAAACUCUGUCGAGAAGAGCAAAUGCCAUAUUGCCGCUCAACAUACUAUGCUUCAGCAACAUCCUCAACCUCGGCUCCAUGGCAGCUUCUCAUCCCUUUUCUACUAGCAGCCCUCUUGCCAUCUAUCAUCAAGUCCUACUACGCGAGCAGCCGAUCAUACGAGGGCUUCGCACCCGUCUGGAUCGGAUGGGCAUUCCGCUCCGGCCUCGUCCUCAGCGCCGUCUUCUGGACUCUCGACGCAGCCGACGAUGGCGAGUGGCUCCCAACCCUACCUACAGGACUCCUGAAAAACAUCCGCAUCCCCAUCGCCCAAACCGUUUUCGCAGUAUCAAUCGUAGUAGGCACCAUAGCAUUCAACUACGCCCCGCCCUGCAUCUCAGUCCGCACAUCCGCAACCCAAGCCCCAACGGCAAAAGUAACCAGCCCUAACGCAACCGUAACUAUCCUCGGCUUCGCAAACACCCACGGCACCCGUUACUUCCUCCUCCUAACCAACAUCCUCCUCGCCGUGCUCAUGGUACAGAAACCCAUGGGUGCCGGCGCCAUCGCACUCAUGGCCUGGCAAAUCCUCUCUCUGCUCGAAAUCAUUGAUCUCAACUCCCUUGCCUCGUCGCCUAUUGGCCCUGUAAUCCUAGCACUACUAGGUUCCUUCCACUUCUUCAAAACAGGCCACCAGACUACGCUCUCAAGCAUUCAAUGGGAAUCAGCAUUCAUUCCUCUACAUACCAUCCGCUACCCCUACUCCCCCUUGCUCGUGGCGCUCAAUUCCUUCGGCGCGCAGAUCCUAGCCGCGGCCGCAGUGCCGCUCAUCGUGCUGUGGAAGCAAAAGCCUAAGAAGAAAGGCAUUCUCCGCAGUGUGAUCAGUGCACUGGCGUGGCAUAUUGCUUACUACGCGGUCAUCAGUCUCGCGACGACUAUGUGGGCGGGACAUCUGCGGAGGCAUUUGAUGCUGUAUCGGAUUUUCUGCCCCAAGUUCAUGACAGCUGCUGUGGUGAUGCUUGUUGUGGAUGUAGUGGGGAUAGUGGUGGCGCUUGUGGGGGUUCGGUGUAAUAGUAUGGCUAUAGGAGAGGUUUUCGGCUGGGGGUGA
This is a messenger RNA of Lachnellula hyalina, 3198 nucleotides long. RefSeq names its product GPI ethanolamine phosphate transferase (gene GPI13). The transcript has 2 exons. The record is from RefSeq and is a predicted model, not a curated record. Gene Ontology annotation, cellular component: endoplasmic reticulum membrane. Gene Ontology annotation, molecular function: mannose-ethanolamine phosphotransferase activity. Bases 1 to 3198 code for a protein of 1065 amino acids. Gene Ontology annotation, biological process: GPI anchor biosynthetic process. Lineage: Eukaryota; Fungi; Ascomycota; Leotiomycetes; Helotiales; Lachnaceae.